This is a messenger RNA of Suillus subalutaceus, 834 nucleotides long. RefSeq lists its product as uncharacterized. The record is from RefSeq and is a predicted model, not a curated record. NCBI's taxonomy places the organism in Eukaryota, Fungi, Basidiomycota, Agaricomycetes, Boletales, Suillaceae. The transcript is spliced from 9 exons. Bases 1 to 834 code for a protein of 277 amino acids.
AUGGGCAUGCUCGAUAACAAGAGCACGCGCAAGGAGAGGUUCCUCUACUGCGCCAUUGACAGCCGCGCGGCAUUGGACAUCUACAAGCCGAUUGAGGAGAUUGAAACUCACCGAUUCCUCAAGCGUUGUACUUGCAACACCCGACCAAUUAUAGUAAACACAUUCGACACACCGCUGACCGGCUAUCAUUCGCGCAUCUCUUUAUGGUCACGAAGUGAAGAGAGCAGUGAUCCCUUCAUCAAUAUUGCUGAACGAGCUCUCGAUCAAUUCUCGCAGUCCACCCUCCCGGUGCCUUCAUGGUUGAUUCUCUUCCAUUCUUGGACAAGGUCCCCGAAUGGCUUCCUGGAGCUGGCUUCAAGCGCCCUAGCGCGUGAAUUGCACGAAAUGGUCCAAAAGAUGGUUUCUGCGCCCUACAAGUUCGCCAUAGAUGAGAUAGCUGCUGGCGAUCCCCCGAUGUCAUGCACCUCGGCUAUGUUGGAAGGCCAUACUCUACGGUCGGGACGGCCAGCAGUAACGCUCUGGUUCUUAAUGCUACAGGAACAUUCUGGUGCCUGGUGUGCACUAUGUACCGCCAAUGCCAAUCAAAUAGGGCGGAACAAAGCACUGCCAGGGGUACAAGCGACGUGCGCGCCGAAGAAAAAUACUAUCGAAUUGACUUUCCCAAACAAGUAUAGUACUGGUAUCAGGCUUACUGUAUUCGUCAAUCGAAUUUGCACCCGUCUCCAUGCGAACUGCAGUAGGACAAUAUUCGACGUGGAGUCCGGGAUAAUGUCUGAGACAUCUAUAGAUGCUAAGCCACCUCUCAAGUAUCGCAACGGAGUCGGGCGUGCCUGA